AAAGUCCACAGCACAACUGCAUUACCCAGUAGAGAACCAAAUCAAAGUACGCUAAAAGCAGCACAAGCAGCUACUAAACAAAACGUUUCAAAUUGUUUGUUCAUUUAAGCAAAACAGCAAACAGAUGGCGAGCAGAGUAGGAGGACGAGUAGUGCACUUCGCAAAUCUUCCUAUCAAACUCUUAAUGCCAAAAACCUUCAACAACAUUGAAGAAUUCGCCUUGAAAACAAUUCCCUCUGCCUCCAAAAUCGAAAUCAAACGCGUACUCGAAUCUCUUUACGGCUUCGAAGUCGACAAAGUCCGCACACUUAACAUGGAAGGCAAAAAAAAGAAACGCGGUGGAUUUCUAGCAGCAAAACCAGACUAUAAAAAGGCGUAUAUUACUUUGAAAACCCCGCUUUCGAUAUCUCCUGAUCUGUAUCCUGUUCGGAUUAUUGCAGAAGAUAAAGAGAGAAUGAAUAAGGAGAGGAAGUCUAGCAUUGUGGAUGAUGGUGAAGGGAAAAAACAUUGGCUUGAUGAUAAAAAGAAGAUGAAAAAUGAGAGAUUUGGGAAUGAGAAGAGAAAUUCGAGAGGAGGUCGUGAUUUUCAUGUGGAGAAUGCUAAUGCUAAUUCUAAGUUUCCAUGGACCAGCAUGAGGACUUCUAGGUAGCUUUUAUCUUUUUUGAUUUUAUGUUAUGUUUUGAUUAAUUUAGGGUGUUUGUUGGAUCUUAUGUUUGGCACUGUUUGGCCUGCUAUAUGAUAUGAACAAGUAUUGUACUCCUUUUUUUUUGGAUUAGCAAUUUGAUUACAGUUGAACCUGUUGGGACCUUUAGGUAUAUUACAUUAUUUAUGAGCUUCCUGCAGAUUGAAAUUAUA
Molecule: messenger RNA, 855 nt
Organism: Ricinus communis (castor bean)
Lineage: Eukaryota; Viridiplantae; Streptophyta; Magnoliopsida; Malpighiales; Euphorbiaceae
Exons: 1
Coding region: 125-649 (174 amino acids)
Biological process (GO): mitochondrial translation
Cellular component (GO): mitochondrial large ribosomal subunit; ribosome
Molecular function (GO): structural constituent of ribosome
Source: RefSeq, a predicted model, not a curated record